AUGGGCAAUUCGCAGAGCUCACCGAGGCUCAAUGAGCCCGCCGUGGAGAAGCUGUUGGUACAGCAACUUCAAGCCCUCCGAACUCGGGAUGCCCUGCACCAACGCGAAAUCGAACAUGACUAUAUCCAAGUCGAAAGCGAGAAGGGCAUUCCUCGAUCUUUCUCGACCGAUCCAUCUCUCGACGUCACAACGGCCUCAGAAUGGGAGAAGGAGCUCCUCGCCGACCCUAAGAAUCGGCUCGCACUGAACGCCCUCCUCUCCAAUAACAUCCGCGAUAUAGUCUCGAACAAAGUCACGACCCUUUCCGAUACUCAGACGUUCAAUGUUAAGAUCCCGUUCGAAGGCUCCCCGGUGACAAACCAACGCAGCUCAGGCAGAUGCUGGCUCUUCGCAACGACAAACGUCCUGCGCGUGCCAAUCAUGAAGAAGUACAACCUCAAGGAAUUUGAGCUGUCGCAGGCGUAUUUGUUCUUCUGGGACAAGAUGGAGAAGGCGAACUGGUUUCUCGAGCAAAUGAUCGACACUGCGGGUAAAGACUUGGACGAACGCAUUGUGCAGGAGUUGUUGGGCGCACCAGUCAAUGAUGGAGGCCAAUGGGAUAUGGCGAGUAAUUUGGUGGAGAAAUACGGGCUGGUCCCUCAAAAACUCUACCCGGACAGCUACAACGCCAUGAACUCCUCCGCCAUGGGGAGUAUUAUCACCACCAAACUCCGGGAAGAUGGCCUAGCACUCCGCGCCCUCGUCAACAGUAGCGGUCCUGCCUCCACGAAGAAGUCUUCCUCUAUAGUGUUGGCAAAGUCGAAAAUGAUGCGCGAAAUCCACUGCAUCCUCACUCUCAUGCUCGGCCCACCACCCAAACCAGAUCAGAAGUUUACCUGGGAAUACUACGACAGCAGCGACAAGUACCACAAAUUGAAUCUCACACCGCUGGAGUUUGCCAAGUCCAUGUCCUCUCCAUCCGUAGUCCGAAGCCUUGGAGGUGCAGACGUGUCGCAGAUGUUUUCGCUGGUGAAUGAUCCGCGAAACAAGUACAUGUCUCUACUUACUGUUUCUCGACUCGGCAACGUCGUUGGUGGACGCCCAAUCACAUAUGUGAAUGUCGACAUGUCAACCAUGAAAAAGGCAGCAAUCGCCAUGCUCAGAGCCGGCGUGCCCGUCUUCUUCGGCAGCGACGUGGGGAAGUUUUCAAACUCACAGUCUGGAAUCAUGGAUCCCGAUCUCUACGAUUACGGCCUUGCAUUCAACAUCUCCCUCAACCUGUCGAAAUCUCAGCGUCUCAGGGUCCGCGAAAGUGCCAUGACGCACGCGAUAGUUUUGACAGCGGUGCAGGUCGAGAGGGAUGAGCAAACGGGUGAAGACAAGAGUGUAAGGUGGCGGGUUAUGAAUUCUUGGGGUGAGAACGCGGGCGACAAGGGGUAUUUCGUCAUGACGGAUAAGUGGAUGGACGAGUUUGUCUAUCAGGUUGUUAUAGAACCCGGCUUCGUGGGCAAGGAUGUCAAGGGGAUUUUGAAGACCGAGCCUACGGUACUACCUCUAUGGGAUCCAAUGGGCGCGUUGGCUUGA
This is a messenger RNA of Cladophialophora carrionii CBS 160.54, 1563 nucleotides long. RefSeq lists its product as uncharacterized. Gene Ontology annotation, cellular component: cytoplasm. Gene Ontology annotation, biological process: proteolysis; response to toxic substance; L-homocysteine catabolic process. The record is from RefSeq and is a predicted model, not a curated record. The transcript is spliced from 2 exons. Bases 1 to 1563 code for a protein of 520 amino acids. Gene Ontology annotation, molecular function: cysteine-type aminopeptidase activity. Lineage: Eukaryota; Fungi; Ascomycota; Eurotiomycetes; Chaetothyriales; Herpotrichiellaceae.